Molecule: messenger RNA, 1613 nt
Organism: Entrophospora candida
Lineage: Eukaryota; Fungi; Glomeromycota; Glomeromycetes; Entrophosporales; Entrophosporaceae
Source: the annotation of a GenBank genome assembly
GCAAUAGUAUUUCUAUAAGAGAAAACAUAAUAAAUGCUAAUAAAAAACUUGUUGGAACAACACUUGCCAAAUUAAUUCCAGAUCCUAGUAAAAAAAUACCAGUUGGCACCAUUCCAGGGAUUUCUAAUUAUUUCACCUUUAUGUGGCCAACUGCCUCUGAAGUAAGAUCCAAGCUUCAAGAAAAAAAUUUGAAUUCCUCUGGAGAUAAAUCAGUCAUAAAACAGAGAUUGGAUCAAUUUACUAAUUUUGAGCCAAUAAAUAUUACAUUAUUUUCAAAUGAUGACUUAAAAGAUUUAUUGCAUAGAAAUUUAAUACCUGGAUUUGCCCUAAGGAGUAAACAAAAAUUUGGGAAAAAAGGUGGUAAAAGAUUAAAUUUAAAUGUAAUUGAAAAAUUUGAUAAAUGUAUAUUGCAACAUAUCCCAACAGAUCCAAUACCAAGAGGUAUAAACCUAAUUUAUGAUAUAUUGCAAUUAGCAAAAGAUGCUGCAAUCACAUUUUGUAAUCAUGGAACAAAUGACAAUACACAUUCAUUCAACAGUGAAUCAUCAACAAUUAAAGAGAUCCUCAACAAUUAUAAACUAUUUAGGCAAGGCCUAACCUUCCUGAAAAAAUACAACAUUAGGUUUAUUGAGCAAUUAAUAUUAACUGAUGGCAUUACAUUAAUAAAGUGGCAACAUUUAAAAUCAAAAGUAGGAGCCAAACUAGUAGAAGACAAAAGAUACUUGAUCUUACAACACCACGAAGAAGUCAAAUCAAUAUCAGCCACAACUUCACCUAGUACAGAAACAUGGCAAUCACCAAAAUUAAAUCAAUGUACAGGUUGUUCAUUAGAUGAAAACCAUAUUGUAAAUAUGUAUCACAAUCAGAGAAAACAAUGUCAUAUAAUGGUACAUGAUGAUAAAACAAUCAAGGUACCAUACAUGAGACAAAAUAAUUAUAUUACAAAAGUUCACAUUCAAUCAACAAAAAAUGAAAUAGAAAACCAAAUUAAGAAUAAAUACAGAAGGAGCAUUAACACAAGUGAACACAAUCAAUCAAUGAUAGUAGAAACCCAAUUACCCAAAGGAAUAAACUACAUUAGAAACUUAUUUAAUAGUAAUGAAAUAACAGAAGUACUAAUCAAUACAUAUGAAAAAAAUGCGAAUGAACCAUCUGAAGAGUAUAGUUUUUAUACAGAUGGAUCAGUAAAACAAAUAGGAACAUUAAACACACAUAGUGGAAUUGCUUGGAUACAAACAACAGGAGCAGCAGCAAAAGGUACAAUAUUUAAAGCCCAAAUUCAAAACUGGCAUUCCUCACUAAAAGCAGAAAUGAUGUCAAUAUUUAGCACAAUAUUAACAGUUCCUGAAAAUAGUUCGAUAAAUAUUUAUACUGAUAGUCUUUCAUUCAUUAAUAAAUAUAAUACAAUGAGUAGGAUGGAAGAGGAAAAUAGCAUUAGAAACCAUCUGAAGCAGAAAUAUAAUGACCUAUGGAUAACAAUAAUCAAUUAUAUAAAAGAGGGAAAUUUAGACAUAAAUUUUAUAAAAGUUAAAGCACAUAAACAAGAACACCAUAACAAUGUAGUAGACAAACUUGCUAAAGAAGGAACAACUAGUACCAAUCUUGAAUAUAAG